Hydatigera taeniaeformis is the source of this 849-nucleotide messenger RNA. The record is from the annotation of a GenBank genome assembly. NCBI's taxonomy places the organism in Eukaryota, Metazoa, Platyhelminthes, Cestoda, Cyclophyllidea, Taeniidae.
AUGUCUGGAAACAACGAUCAGCGCAGGAGAGUGCCACAAAUCGAGGAGCAAGAAUUGGCCACUAAGACUAUACAAAUUCAGAAUAAGCGCUUUUACGUUGAUAUCAAGCAGAAUUCUCGUGGUCGGUUCAUAAAGAUCACCGAGGUCGCGGUGGGUGGUCAAAAGUCUCGAAUUCUGAUGUCUAUCCCUGCUGCGCAAGAACUUCGAGAAAAGUUGGAAAAGCUGCUUGGUGUUCUUAACAAGCUUCCACCACAUGAUCCCAAAUUGCUGGCCGCUGAUGGCCUAAUUGAAUCGGAAGCUAUUGUGAGGGAUAAUCGUCGCUACUACCUUGACCUCAGGGAGAACGAGCGUGGUCGUUUCCUCAGGAUGUCAAUGCUCUCCAUGGGUGUUCGCGUACAAAUAGCUUUGCCAUCGGAUGGAAUAUCGGACAUGUGUAAUGGGAUCGCGGAGCUUAUCAACGAUCAUUGCAGCGAUGAUGAUUUGGCUGCGACGUUUGAUCUACCGGAGGCAAAGGUAUUGUUUGCGGGCAACAAGACGUUCUACUUUGAUGUUGGCUCUAAUCGCUAUGGUGUCUUUCUCCGCAUAUCUGAAUUGCGGGCCAAUUACAGGACGGCGGUUACCAUUCCUGAACACCAUUGGUCUCGUUUCCGUGACAUUUUGGAUGAGUUAGCCAGCAAACCUGAUGGCAACAAAUUGGCAGAAGAGAAGGAUGGAAAGGCUACUGAUGGGAUGCCCAAAAGCGAAGUCGGUGAGAAUGACAGUGAACAGAGUGGUAAGAAACUAAAGGCAGCAGAAAAUUCAGCACCUGCAGGACUUGCUUCGGAGCCAACUGCUAUUCCUGUGGCGUAG